AUGAGACCUGCUCUCAAACUUCUUCUCCCUGUCCUGAUUCUGUCAUUCCUUUACGAAUCAACAGCAUCCGAUUUCUUGACCAUCCUCGGCGGUGGUGAUGGUAUCGGAGGCCCUUCGAAACGGAUGGUUAUCAAUCGCAUAGGUCAGUGUCCUGGUCAGAAAGACCUGCCCAUCUACUUUGACGACUUCAAGAUUACUCAGUAUAACAAAACGAACUACGUUGUGAACGGUGAGGUUACCUUUCGGGAGGACUUCCCCAAAGGAUGGACCGGUUCAGCUGUGGUGAAAAAGUGCGAUGAUUUUAGCAGCGCAGCAAACUGCCGCCCGUUUCUGAACAACAUUGCCAGCACGGAUCUCUGCACCCUGUUGAACAUCCCGAAUGCAAUGUACAUGAAAUAUCUGAACAGGAUGACUCCGAUACCAAGGUGUCCGUUCAAGAAAGGGACUUAUGUGGUCAAGGAUCAACUAGUGGAAGAUGAGUUAACUCGUUUUCUGCCAGGUUCCGGAAAUACCUACUGGGAAGCUCGAUCAACCGGGAAAAUCGGCGACCGCAUGGUGAUGUGUUUUAUCAUUCAGGUGAACGUACGUCCGAAGCGAUCGAAAACAUCGUAGUGGCCUGUGUUUUAGUAUGAGAAGUUCUUCAAAAUUAGCUGCGUAAAAUUUUGGCAAGUGAUUCGAAAUUCAAGAAAAAAUCAAUAAAUAACGUGACAUGGAAGGAGAAUCCAUUGUGGUGGCCCUUAAGACUCUAUUCAGCAAACUGGUUCAGCGGCAUUUCCAGACCCUUGACGAUUUGUUCUCCUGUCUCAUAUUCAUCUUGUGUGCCAUCGCUAUAUGGCAACUUUUUACCUGGGUCGUCAGCACGGUUAUCAAGCUAAUUUUCCCGAUAAUCAUGUGCUUCGUGUUUUUGAUUCUCUUCAACGAACACUACUCAUCAACUAUGGCGAAGUCUAUUGAUUUAUUGCAAAGCUUGUUUGGGCGCGCUUAUUCCAUGACAACAACAUUAGUUUCGUACAUUCCUGCAAUCGAAUGAAUAUAAAAUAAAUGAAAUGUUACGUUCAA
Armigeres subalbatus is the source of this 1059-nucleotide messenger RNA. RefSeq lists its product as uncharacterized. Bases 1 to 612 code for a protein of 203 amino acids. Lineage: Eukaryota; Metazoa; Arthropoda; Insecta; Diptera; Culicidae. The record is from RefSeq and is a predicted model, not a curated record. The transcript is spliced from 3 exons.